Messenger RNA from Procambarus clarkii (red swamp crayfish), 1404 nucleotides. The record is from RefSeq and is a predicted model, not a curated record. Lineage: Eukaryota; Metazoa; Arthropoda; Malacostraca; Decapoda; Cambaridae.
AUGCACCAUCUCGAGCCCUUAUACACCAUCUCGAGCCCUUAUACACCAUCUCAAGCCCUUAUACACUAUCUCGAGCCCUUAUACACCAUCUCGAGCCCUUAUACACCAUCUCGAGCCCUUAUACACCAUCUCGAGCCCUUAUACACCAUCUCAAGCCCUUAUACACUAUCUCGAGCCCUUAUACACCAUCUCGAGCCCUUAUACACCAUCUCAAGCCCUUAUACACCAUCUCAAGCCCUUAUACACCAUCUCGAGCCCUUAUACACCAUCUCGAGCCCUUAUACACCAUCUCGAGCCCUUAUACACCAUCUCGAGCCCUUAUACACCAUCUCGAGCCCUUAUACACCAUCUCAAGCCCUUAUACACCAUCUCGAGCCCUUAUACACCAUCUCGAGCCCUUAUACACCAUCUCGAGCCCUUAUACACCAUCUCAAGCCCUUAUACACCAUCUCGAGCCCUUAUACACCAUCUCGAGCCCUUAUACACCAUCUCAAGCCCUUAUACACCAUCUCGAGCCCUUAUACACCAUCUCGAGCCCUUAUACACCAUCUCGAGCCCUUAUACACCAUCUCGAGCCCUUAUACACCAUCUCAAGCCCUUAUACACCAUCUCGAGCCCUUAUACACCAUCUCAAGCCCUUAUACACCAUCUCGAGCCCUUAUACACCAUCUCGAGCCCUUAUACACCAUCUCGAGCCCUUAUACACCAUCUCGAGCCCUUAUACACCAUCUCGAGCCCUUAUACACCAUCUCGAGCCCUUAUACACUAUCUCGAGCCCUUAUACACCAUCUCGAGCCCUUAUACACCAUCUCGAGCCCUUAUACACCGUCUCGAGCCCUUAUACACCAUCUCGAGCCCUUAAACCACCAUCUCGAGCCCUUAUACACCAUCUCCAGCCCUUAUACACCAUUUCGAGCCCUUAUACACCAUCUCGAGCCCUUAUACACCAUCUCGAGCCCUUAUACACCAUCUCGAGCCCUUAUACACCAUCUCGAGCCCUUAUACACCAUCUCCAGCCCUUAUACACCAUUUCGAGCCCUUAUACACCAUCUCCAGCCCUUAUACACCAUCUCAAGCCCUUAUACACCAUCUCGAGCCCUUAUACACCAUCUCAAGCCCUUAUACACCAUCUCGAGCCCUUAUACACCAUCUCAAGCCCUUAUACACCAUCUCGAGCCCUUAUACACCAUCUCGAGCCCUUAUUCACCAUCUCGAGCCCUUAUACACCAUCUCGAGCCCUUAUACACCAUCUCAAGCCCUUAUACACCAUCUCGAGCCCUUAUACACCAUCUCGAGCCCUUAAACACCAUCUCGAGCCCUUAUAAACCAUCUCGAACCCUUAAACCCCCAUCUCAAGCCUUUAUACACCACCUCAAGCCCUUAAACACCAUCUCGAGCCCUUAG